This is a messenger RNA of Tricharina praecox, 880 nucleotides long. RefSeq lists its product as uncharacterized. Lineage: Eukaryota; Fungi; Ascomycota; Pezizomycetes; Pezizales; Pyronemataceae. Gene Ontology annotation, molecular function: DNA-directed RNA polymerase activity. Bases 238 to 684 code for a protein of 148 amino acids. Gene Ontology annotation, cellular component: RNA polymerase II, core complex; RNA polymerase III complex; RNA polymerase I complex. The record is from RefSeq and is a predicted model, not a curated record. The transcript is spliced from 3 exons. Gene Ontology annotation, biological process: DNA-templated transcription.
GGUAGGCGGGAAGGCAAGGGAAGUAAAGUAAAGUAAAGUUCUUGGCAGGCAUGCAGGAACUCAAGACCCGACCCUACACACCCAACACACCUUAAUUCAACUUCAACGUCAACCAACAGACGAACACACGAACGCGCGACUCAUACAACCCUUUGAACGACCACCACCACCACCGAGUCACCACACUACCCCGCACCACCUCCGCCACCCCGCAUCUCCCCCCAUCCACUAAGAACCAUGUCGACCGACGCGCUCCUCCUAGACAGCACCUUCCGGAUCACCUCCGUAAACUCUCAAAAAUACGACCGCGUCUGUCGCAUAACCGGAAUCCGCGAAGACCUCAAGUUCACAUUGGACAUCAACAGCGAGAUCUACCCCAUAUCCGUUGACGAGACUAUUCAGCUGAGCAUCGCGUCGACCCUGAACCUUGACGGCACGAUCGUUAGCAAAGAAAGCGAGGCCGCGAAGGGAGGCUGGAGAGAUGCACCCAGAAACGCGGAGGCGAGUCUUGCCGAUCAGUAUGAUUACGUCUGCUACGGGAAGAUGUAUAGGUUCGAGGAGGGGGCGGGGGAUUUGAUAAAGGUCUACGCUAGCUUCGGGGGCCUGCUGCUUUUCAUCGAGGGCCCGCACAAGAGGUUGAGCUCGUUCAAGCACGAGCACAUUUACCUCUUGAUGAAGAAAUAGACGAUGAGACGACACGACGACUAGACGGGGCAGUGGGGGCAGGGCAGUGGGAACGGGCACGGGAACGGGGCAUUUUCGGGCGCAACAAAAGUCAAUGAUAAUGGAAUUGUAUCGCUGGGUUGGAUGCUGGGAUUUCGCUUUGACGUGACGAAACUGGAGCUUUACGAUUUCUUUUUCUUCCAAGUAGACUGUAGAC